This is a messenger RNA of Rhizophagus irregularis DAOM 181602=DAOM 197198, 219 nucleotides long. RefSeq lists its product as uncharacterized. Gene Ontology annotation, molecular function: DNA-binding transcription factor activity, RNA polymerase II-specific; RNA polymerase II cis-regulatory region sequence-specific DNA binding. NCBI's taxonomy places the organism in Eukaryota, Fungi, Glomeromycota, Glomeromycetes, Glomerales, Glomeraceae. The record is from RefSeq and is a predicted model, not a curated record. Gene Ontology annotation, biological process: anatomical structure morphogenesis; regulation of transcription by RNA polymerase II; cell differentiation.
CAAGAAACCACCAGACCACCAAAUGCUUUCAUCUUAUAUCGUAGAGCUAAACAACCUGGUAUCUUAACCAGACAUCAAGGAAUUACUAAUAAUGAAGUUUCAAAAGAGAUUGGUAGAAUGUGGCAUGAAGAACCAGCUGAAAUUCGUAUGAAAUUUCAAAAAAUGGCAGACGCUGCCAAGCAAGAACAUAUGAAAAAAUACCCUGAAUAUAGGUAUCGU